Cladophialophora psammophila CBS 110553 is the source of this 2820-nucleotide messenger RNA. RefSeq lists its product as uncharacterized. NCBI's taxonomy places the organism in Eukaryota, Fungi, Ascomycota, Eurotiomycetes, Chaetothyriales, Herpotrichiellaceae. The coding region runs from base 1 to 2820 and encodes 939 amino acids. The record is from RefSeq and is a predicted model, not a curated record. The transcript is spliced from 3 exons.
AUGGCGAUCUGGAACACUGCCGAGUGCUCUAACCUCCCGCUAGAACCUGCACUAGUCCCGGACGAAGAGCCUCUAAGAUUUCAAGAACUCCGUUCAUUCCUGUUAGAUAGUCCAGCGUAUCAGUGGCUUGUGGAGAACGCUCGAUCUUCAGCAAUAUUGACUGAGAGAAAGGGAACAAUUGUUGAUGCUAUCGCGCGCAAGGUUGAUGACACAAUCUCGUCCAUGAGAUCUCCAAAGUCAUGGCGUUUCCAAAUGUUCCAGAUUAACUUCAACAUACACUGGGACCUUCCGAAUUUUCUCAUGGGUCAAGAGUAUGAAACUACGUCGGAGAUCGCUGUCGAACACGCCAUCACCGUUACGGGAUCCGGAAGUAAUACUCAGGCACUGAGUUGUAUGGAGUAUAUGCGCCAGACUUGGCCUUCAAGUGGCCGUGAGGUGCUGCGGAUGCUUCAGAAGGCUUUGAUAUCUCCAAAUCUGUCUUAUUCGAGUUGUCUUGCUGAUGGCACGGAGCUCGACAUUUCAUUGAGAUCACCUAGGGUAUCGGUCGUGGCACGUGGAGGCCAGGCUGCCCUAACAGAGCUUUGCGAGCAGCUUGCUUGGCUUGGAGCUGCUCUCCAAAACUCUCCGGUAUCGUCUGGAGUGUGUCUUGCCACUCCGAACAUCACAAUCUCUAAAGACGCCCAUCCUAGCAACGAAGUGCCAUCUGUUACUGUUCAAAUCGCAUUCACGAUUACUCCGCUUCCGGAUCAUGAUCUGUCUACUCACCUGGGCGGUACUUGUUGGCACGCAAUGUUUCGUAAUCCGACAGUUGUCAACGGCUUUCCAAUACUCGCACGGCAUGAGAGCGAGCAAGGACUGGAGCUACCACUUGACCUAAUGAGCGUUCUGGCCGAAGCACACUUUGCCACGCGCUAUGGUACAAUACUGCUUUUGAAAGGACUCUGUACCAUGCUUGUACCUACGCGUCAGACUAAAAACUCUGUCACCUGGCACUUCCUGUUAAACGAAGAUGGGAAUCGUAUGCCGUACUAUUCUUUCCGGGAACGCUGUCCGAGUUGGGUUGGCGUUGAUAAGGUGAGUAUGGGCUUUCUAGAGGCAGGAAACGUUCGCCAUUUCGUUGGAUGGGCAUCACAUAUCACCAGGCAUUUAGGAACAAAAGAUGUGAAAUACGAGCAGAUCGACUGGUCCGGAGCCAAACAAUGCUCUCCAGGCCUGGCUAUAGAGCAGAAGCUAACCAUCUCUGUCAGCAAGAUACUUGGGGGAAGUAUGACUGCGGUCCGGGGCAACAGGGACAAGCCCAUGUACGUAAAACAUUCCGGAUACUCGAUCCAGAUUAAGCAGGCCCGCAAAAAAUACGUUGUGCUUUACGAUACUGAAGCUCAACGAGGGUGGUUAAUUGAUGGGGCGAGCGCCUUGCUACAUCUCGUGCGGACGCAGACAGUACAAGAACCCUACGGUGGCCAAGAUUCCCUUUUCAACCCUUCGAAAUUUAAGCAUCCCGGAAUAGAUCAGGGCCCAGAUGCAGCUGAGAACGUUUUAAAAGACGAGAGCAAUAUGCAACACGUCAUCCUCAGGGAGUUCAGCUCAUACGCCGAUGAAACAAUUGAUGUACCUCACCAUGAAGCAAUGUCGAUAGUUGGCGAGGAGUCUGACAAUGUGAUGAACAAGCGAUCGGAGAAUGCGCCCAAUUCAGUUGAAGGGAGAAGAGCAAUUUAUAAGACAACAUGCCUCAGGGAGCUGGUCUCACAGACUUGGAGUACUUUAGAGCUGAUCUUUGACCACCAGACGGAUGUUGCAAGGACUCACACCACAACGCAGUUGACAAAUCCAUUCCAAACAAAAUUGGAGGGCUACGAGUUUAUGGAUAUCGUAUCAGCCCGUACCAGCUUGACUCGGCGGGCUGUCGAACUCCAGUCCAAUGGGCCAACCUGGAUAGUGUUGACAAGGCGGAUACAAGCAAUUACUCUUUUUGGUCAACAUUUCGGAGAUAUGUACAAGCCCACCGAGGAUGCCGCGGAACGGAUCUGCAAACUGUGGCAGACUGUUCCGCAAGGCCACGAGUAUCUUGCGGUCCCAAUAUCACUACUGAAAGAGAUCAAGCAGCGCAGCUGGGAAGACGGUGAAAUCGACGCGAGCUCCCCAGAAAUAGCAAAAGGUCUCAUCUGCUCCCCUUCAAGUGACGCUUUCAGAACAUGUGAGCCAUGCUGCAAACACAGUUUCAUCCGCGUCCAGCAGCCUUGUUCCUCUAAACCGGCGGAAAUACUAGCCAGGAUUGCCAUGGACCAGAAGGCGCCUCGUGAAGUUAACCCUUUCGUUGAGAUCAACGGCGCCCUAUUGUUCGGCAAGAAUAGCGAUUUGGACGUCAAAAAGCUCGAGAUUUUGUCGCCACCAGCGGUGCACAAGGAAAGCAGCUUCCACGACAGCGGAAUUGGUCCAAGCUUGCAGUUUUCCUCCCAAGCCAGCUCAUCAAAUACAAACCCCGUCACGAACCCGGAUACACAGCCCAUGCGACCGUGGGCAGACAGCAUGGGAACCUCUCCAUCCCCAUUAGAUCAGACUAGGCCUAAGAACACGAGUGGAGACCGCACUAAAUCUCUCAGUUUGCGGCAAUCAGAUGACGAUACUACAGCCAGGAGGGCCAGCCUCUCCCAGCAAGCGCUAUCUCCAGGGCCUGCAUCUGUGAACAAGUCCACAGAUGUCCCAUUCUCGGAUCAAGCCCACAGUUGGAGAAGGAGCCUCGUUGCCAGCUUGGAAAAGGUAGCUACCAGGAUAAUACCUUCGUGGCGGAAGAGAGCAGUUACCAUUGCACCUCGCCGUUGA